Carassius carassius (crucian carp) is the source of this 1294-nucleotide messenger RNA. Its product is annotated as gastrula zinc finger protein XlCGF8.2DB-like. The record is from RefSeq and is a predicted model, not a curated record. NCBI's taxonomy places the organism in Eukaryota, Metazoa, Chordata, Actinopteri, Cypriniformes, Cyprinidae. Gene Ontology annotation, cellular component: nucleus. The coding region runs from base 70 to 1158 and encodes 362 amino acids. Gene Ontology annotation, biological process: regulation of transcription by RNA polymerase II; central nervous system development. Gene Ontology annotation, molecular function: RNA polymerase II cis-regulatory region sequence-specific DNA binding; DNA-binding transcription factor activity, RNA polymerase II-specific. The transcript is spliced from 2 exons.
AAAGUGUCAAAACGCACAGAAAAACUCCUGCUGAAGCUGCUAAGAUCCAUGUGACACACUAUUAUAAAGAUGGAAUGUAUUAAAGAGGAGAGUGAAGACUUGAAGAUUGAAGAAAUAUUCAGAUUCAAACGUGAAGAUACUGAGACACAAACGGAGAUGGUGUUUAUUAAAGAGGAGAAUGAAGACAUAAGGAAUGAAGAAGCAUUCGGAGUAAAACAUGAAAAUACUGAGGAACAAAUAGAGAUGGUGUUUAUUAAAGAGGAGAGUGAAGACUUGAGGAAUGAAGAAGCAUACAGAGUCAAACGUGAAGGUACUGAGGAACAAACAGACCCGAAAGAGGAGUGUGAAUUAUUGAAUGGAAUGCAAGAUAAAGAUCAGUACAGCAAAUAUAAUUUCAUAACUGGAGAAAAAUAUUUUAGUUGUUCACAGACUGAAAAGACUUCCUCACUGAAAAGAGCUCAGAAGACUGGAACUAGAAGUCAUUUCACUUGCCAACAGUGCGGAAAGAAUUUCAAUCAACAAGGAAACCUUAAAGUCCACAUUAGAGUUCACACUGGAGAGAAGCCUUACACCUGCAAACAGUGUGGAAAUACUUUCACAGAAAAAGGAAACCUUAAAAAACAUAUGAGAGUUCACACAGGAGAGAAGCCUUACACGUGCAAACAGUGUGGAAAGAGUUUCAAUCAACAAGGAAUCCUUAAUGUCCACAUGAGAGUUCACACUGGAGAGAAGCCUUACACCUGCAAACAGUGUGGAAAUAGUUUCACUGAAAAUGGAAACCUUAAAAGGCACAUGAGAAUUCAUACUGGAGAGCAGCCUUAUGCAUGCCUUCAAUGUGGAAAGAAUUUUACACAUAAAAGCAUUUAUAAUGCCCACAUGGGAAUUCACACUGGAGAGAAGCCUUUUACCUGCCAACAGUGUGGAAAACAUUUCAGUCAACAAGGAAACCUUAAAGUCCACAUGAGGGUUCACACCGGAGAGAAGCCUUACACCUGCAAACAGUGUGGACAUGGUUUCAUUAAAAAAGAAAGCCUUAAAAGACACAUGAGAGUUCACACAGGAGAGAAGCCUUACACAUGCUCUCAGUGUGGAAUCAGUUUCACUCAACUAUCAAGCUUUAACAGGCACAUGAGAAUUCACAUCACAAAGGAGCAUUAAAACUACUGUGUGGAAGAACUUCAAAACUAAAUUUCAAGGCCAAUGUAUACUAUGGUUUUUACAUCUACAUGAUGGUCUGCGUACAGUUUGCAUGACACAAAAUACACCAAAAUAGUCUGCAUGAUUGAAAUCGCAA